This is a messenger RNA of Blepharisma stoltei, 708 nucleotides long. The record is from the annotation of a GenBank genome assembly. NCBI's taxonomy places the organism in Eukaryota, Ciliophora, Heterotrichea, Heterotrichida, Blepharismidae.
AUGUUUUUCUUAACAUUGCUACACGUAAGUUUUGGGCUUCUCUGUGAAGAUAUGUUUGAGCAAGCUUACGACCUUAAAGACAUCAUAGCCCAACAAAUUGUCCCUGAACAUCUCAGUGCUCAGUAAUCUUAAUUUAGAUGUAUUUCCUCAUAUAUUAAAAAAGGAGCUUAUGAAGAAGCUGAAUAUUUGAUUUCUAAAGCUGGCAGUUCAAAAGUUGACUUGAAUUCAGUUAUGAAUUUACUAUUAAGCUAUAAAAGAUCUAUAGCAAGCUUAACAAGCUUAUUUGAUGUAGAAAAUGAGCCGCAAAUAGUUAAACCAAGCUUCAGAUGGGCACAGUCAUUAACUCAUAUAUAUCUUGACAUAAAGUUCUCACAUAGAUUUGACUCUGCAGGAUGCACUCAUGUAUAUGAUAAAAUUAUAAAAGUGAAAAAGGACCAUCUUGAAUUUUCAGCUAAAUGCAUUUAUUCUAAACAAAAGCUGCAAUUUGAGCUUAAUUUGCCAUUUUAUGAAGUUAUUGAUACAAGGUAUACAGAAACUAAUGAAAUUUUAACCGGGAGACUUGAAAUUAAGAUCCAGAAGUGGAAAGCGCCAAGUGUAUGGCCUCAAAUUUACUCUGGCGAAAAACCUCAAAAUAUGUCACCUUGGUGGGAUAUGCAAGAACAGUUUAAUGAGCAGCUGAAGCAGCAUCAAGAUUUGAAUGCGCUUUAA